AUGGAGCAAUCUUUCGCAUUUCGACCGGCAAAAAUACUGGCUGUGUUGGUCCGGGACUUCGGAAUUGACAACUCCGCCCAGCCUCUGUCCAGAGAUGAGCAUAAGCUGGCCAAAGUAAUCUACGGAAUGCUUGAUAGGUGUCGGGCCGGGGACGAAUAUGAAGUCGACGAAGAAGACGACAUGACCACAGACCCAGACUACGUCCCGGAAAACGAUAAUUGUGUCGCGGUGGAUGCAAUAGACCAGUUGGAAACACAAAUUUCAUUUCCGAGUGGGGAAAUUGUCAGCUUGGACCGCGCAGUUGAAGCAAUCAACUACUACCGAGACACGCAAAAGAACACUCGCAGUUUGGCUAGCAUGUACAAAAAGUUUCGAUUCAUCAAGGCAGACAGUGAUUUAAAAAAGUUACGUCUGGUGGAGAAGCAACGCGAACGGGCGGUUUCCAGGCGGGACCAGUUUCGGGUUUUGAACCAGUUGGUGGCGAAGAGCGUCAAGGAAAAGAUUGAGGAAGGGAUUGGCAUCCAUGACACCGACAUAAUGCUAAUGGCCCUAAAAGCCAAUGAUCAAGUUGGAAUACGUGGCUUCAUUGCAUCGCAGUCAUGGGUGACUGACUUCAAGCGAAUACAUAGCAUUGUCUCUCGUCACAUCACGACCUUCGUUUCCAAGCGCUCGAUGGUAAAUCGUGAACAUACCGCUUCAAAAGCGACUGCGUUGGUCGAAAAAAUUAAAAGUAUGGUGGGAACUGGUCGCGGAAAAGUCCCGUACUCGGCAAUUCUAAAUACAGAUCAAUCCGCUCUAUUAAAGGAACUGCCAAGUAACCGUAGCCUGGCUUAUAGAGGCGAAAAAACCAUCCAAAGAAUAGUCCAAUCUGUUAGUUCCAUAACGCACUCCAUUACAAUAAUGCCAACCAUUUAUGCUGAUGGAAAAGUAUGUCCGAAACUCUUUAUUGUAAUGAAGGAAAAAGAUGGAAAAUUCCCUUCCACCUUUAGAUUUAGGUAAGCAACAUUCUUUUCUCGCGGUGUUAUUUUUAGAUCGGAUUUCCUUGUCGUUCGCGCUGGUCAUUCGCAUAUAAUGACAAAGCCGCUGCUCCUAGAGUACAUUGAAAAUUGUAUUGUUCAUCCCGGCAUGCCUCCAAAAACGAUUUUUCUAUGCGACUCUUGGAGCUCUUUUAAAGACCACGAAUCUAUGAAAAGCAAGAUGCCUCCGGGAAAACAACUCGAGGUCGAAAACAUCCCCCCGAAAGCAACGUCAUUGAUUCAGCCUCUCGAUGUUGGGUUCUUCCGUACAUUUAAGGCCAUGGAAAGGCGAGUGUACUCCCGUGUUCUCUUGGAAAACCUCGAUUUCAAAUUUUAUCAGCGCGAAAGUAUGCUCAAAAUCAUUGAAGUAAUUUGGAACCAGAUCUUGAACCCAAGAUUUACCCCGUUCAUACAGUACGCCUGGUCAAAAGCUGGCUUUCGAGAUGACAAGCCAAGUUUUGAAAAUCCGCUUGACACCGUUUUUCCGAACGUACAGCUGGUAAAAUGUCAAUCCCCAAACUGCAUGAAAUACUGCCUGGCAAUUUGCUCAUUCUGUAGUGCAAGCCUCUGCUUUGACCAUUUCGUUGUUAGUCGUCACACGCACUCGAUCUGUUAGUUUUGUAAGGUAUCUAAAAUUGCAAGGAUUGUUGGUUUGUCAAAAUUAAAUGUUUGUUAUCGAAAACCUUGAAAAAAAAAUUUUUAAAUGUCAUGAAUUCACCCAACUACAAAGAUAUGAUCAAUUUUAUAUGGGCGGUCUCGAACCUACACGCUUUACUCCCCAAAAGAUUUUUCGAGCGGGGUUUCACUCCCACUGCGCCACACCGACACGGCCUUUCGUUUCCGAAUUUUCGCACUCGAUGAAGAGAGGAAAUCGGAAAAAAGUUUCGGUCGAUAUUUCUCGUCGCACAGACUUAUUCGGCAAGUAGAAAAAACGGAUUUCUACUAAAUUUUACCUGCUCUUUCAGAAUAUCGAGGUCUCAUUUGCGGAUCCCACGGAUCGUUCGGACCAUUCCCUUGUUAGAAUCGACGGCUAGUCGCGGCUGGGGAUUUGGUGCACCCUAUUUUCAAAAAGGCGAGAUUUUUUGCUGCGGCGACCCACCACCAUUUUCCCACAAGCUGAUAGGUGGGCCAUACUGUCUUAACAAAGUCUGUACAGAGCUGCACCGGGCAAAAACCUUGUCGCUUUUCUUGCCAUCCAGUAAAACGCACAGUGAACCCUCGUUUCGCAGCCUGCCAAAUUUUUGCCGCGCGACGCUUCGUCGCGAUUUCGACUACUUUUGCGGCCGCACGUGCCAAACAUGUCAACGUUUUUUUUGCCGUCUAGUAUUCUAAAUUUGUGCCAAAUUUCAUUAGUAUCCACGACUGGCAUUUCGAGCAUUUCCAGCGCUCGAAUCUUGAUCUUUUCGUAGUAGACUGUACUUUAACGUUAAUCCCGGCCCCAACACGUUCGCCGAUGAUUCUAUUUUUGCAUCUGACUAAUCUCUCAGCCGUCUAAUUAUCCCCUCAAUUUGCCCUCCAAAUGUAGCUGAGAGGGGGAAGUGGGCGGAGUCGGCGGAGACGAGUGGACAUAUUCCCGAAAACGGACGAUAUCUUCCGAUUGUGCGGAGACUGGUUAUGUCACAGAUUGUCUCUUCUUUCUUCGCGCGUCGCAAUUAUAUGUGUCAUUGGGUUUGUUGUUGUUGUGGGCGAUGAGUCAGAUGGGCAAAUAAACGAUGAGGGUUUUUUUUGUGAAAAGGCGAAUAAGUGUAAAGCCAAAUGUGUUUGCUCACACCCACGUGGGUAAUUAAUAAAUUUGGAAAGUAUUUUUAGAACUUUUUCGGACAUCAAAUUGCGAAAAAACAAAAUUUUUGGAAAUUUGUUGACUGCACUGUGCAAGUUUCGAAUUUAUUGCAAAAAAUUAACUGAAAAUUAUUUUCGAUAUUGCAGUCAACUCUGCACAACGAAACAUGCUACUAGUCCUCCGGAAAGUCGUCGGACUGAAAUCGGUGAUGCGCAUUGUGCAAAAGCAAAAGUUUUCUUCUCACUGUGCGAAAACGAAAAUUUUCUUUGCACAGUGCAAUAGGUUUUUUUUGGCUACUCUCACCCUGUUUUUUUUCGCACAGUGCAAACGCCAAAAAUCAGUCCGCCGACUUUUCAGAAAGGCUACCGUGCACGGCAACCCAGGGAGUCUCCCUCCUCGUUUCGGCCCUCCUUCGCACACCCAGUAUCGGUGAAAUUCACACGAAAUGUCACAACAUUUUUCAUGUGGUUUUUCGAUGGAAAACUAUUUUUCUCGAAAUUAUUUUAUUGCUUUUGUCAGUUGUGGCACUUCGUUUGGACGAAACUCAAAAGUGGGCGGGAGACAUUUUUGUUCUAUUUCGGUUUGCCGUGCCGUGUAAGUUUCAGCGCGCGCAUUGGAGGGACAGCCGAGAAAAAAAGUGUUCAGAAACUUUUUUUCCGGGAGAGUGUGAAAAGUGCGUAGAUCGAUCAGAGAGAAAAGCAUUCUUUUUUUUUUGUUAUAGCAAGUUUUCUUCCCACAGUGCAAUUUCUCGUUUUUUGCACCGUGCACUAGGCUUUUUUGGGCUGUCGUUCGAACACUGAUUUUUUUGCACAGUGCUAACGCCAAAAUCAAUCCGGCGACUUCCGGAAGGAUAAGAAUGAAACCUGCCCACAACGAACAAUUCCAGAGGUCCCAAUGGUCAUUUUUAGGCCAAAAAGGAACCUCCGUACAACGAAGUCCAUCGUCUUUAGUCUGUCAGAAAACUAUGUAAUGGUGAUAUUCGUAUUAUAUUAUUAUAUUUAUGUUCAUAAAAUUAAUGGAAAUUUUUUCUCCUUCGCGCAGUGCAUUUUGCGCAUUUUCCUACGCUUGUCGCCCACGCACAGUGCAUUUUUCUCUUUUCGCACAGUGCAAGCCCCAUUUUUUUGAAUCAUUUUGCACUAUGCAAUUUCCUGUCGCGCUCACAAGGUUUGCGCUGAAGCAUUUGAAAAAGCGUUAAUUCCGCGUGCCGAUGCAGCAACGCUAGUUGAAACUGCCCUAUAGUUUGGGGGUCUUUGUGUGUUUUGAACAGGUUUGUGGGACGUCCCAGCUGCGUAUAUUGGACAAAUCUCACAUGGAAAAAAAUUUUGCGAACCUUUCGAGGAAAUGGAAGUGCUAUCGCCCUUUUGUUUGAUUGCUAUUUACUCUUUUGGGAUUUUGAACAGGAAAAAAAGAAAGUGGUACGAAAAUGUACGGCAGUAUUGUUGUUUAGCUUGUCGUUCGAGCGAGAAAGCGUCGUAUUUGUUGUGAUUAUGACUUCGUAAUCUAUGUUUUCUAAAAGCUCAACGUUAGAAUAUUUUUUUCUAAAACACAAGCUAGACUCUCAGCUCGCGCUUUGCAGAAACGACCCAGAUUUUUAGGCCAACGUUUUUUGCGAAUCUUAGCCUGACAAGUUUUAUGCCUAUUUCUACCGUAGACAGCAAUGUUUUCACAGAAAGGCAAUUUUUUCCCACGAAACUGGCAAAGAUAUGGCCAAAGGGUUUUUUCUCUCUGCCUGCUCUCCGGGUUUUGCGUACUCUCUCAGCCGCAAAGAUCGUCGAAUAUCUCGGUAAUCCUUAAUCUCUAUCCUUAUAUGUUAGUUUAGGUCCCACCACGAAAACCAUCAUUUUUAAAGAUCAAAUCAUUAAUGAAAAAUUGAUUACAACCUCACAGCAAUCAAUAAAACUGAACUUUUUUUUGACAAAUUGACCGCCUUAACCUACAGUAAUCCAAAGUUUUUUCCCCACACUCACCCCACUGACCCAGAUCCGAAGUCAAUUUUUUUCGACACCACCCAAAAACAUCGCCCAAAUAAAAGAGCGUUUCGAAAACCUGAUUAAGCCCUCCUCACCUUUCCUUCGCUUCUGCCCCGAGGCCCUUUUUCACCUACUUUAAUCUCCUUCAUUAAGUCAUCGUCGCCCUCCCCGCCAAAACAGAGAGUGGGGAGGGAAGGAAUCCCGUUCCUUCCGCGGGCGCGGGGAUCGGUGUUGCGUCAUCGUCGCGGAUCAACACCUGUCCACUCGAGGGCUUUCCUGUUUUCCUCUCCUCUCCGCCUAAGGUAAUAUCCGGGAAGGCAGAGAAGGAGAGGAAGGAAGGGAAGAGCUGCGAUAUUGGCGAUUAG
Bursaphelenchus xylophilus (pine wood nematode) is the source of this 5131-nucleotide messenger RNA. Lineage: Eukaryota; Metazoa; Nematoda; Chromadorea; Rhabditida; Aphelenchoididae. The record is from the annotation of a GenBank genome assembly.